GUAGUAAGGAGAGCAGCACAAAAAUGGUGAGGAGAAGUGAUUUUCUUCGUGGAAAGAAAACCGUCUCUGAAGUCGACGGAAGAGUAAAUACAUUAUUGAUGCGAAAAUAAGUAGUAAAAUCGUUCUAUCACAAAAAACCCCACAUCAAAAUGGAGAUGAAACGUAUCGAUUGCACCCGCUGUGCGGGUGAUGGCCGCCUACGGUCAGGCGCUGGUCGUGGCGGCUACUUCGUUUGCGAGGCCUGUGCAGGUCGUGGCUACAAGGAAAUUCCGACACAGAAAAAGAAUGUACAGCGGACCUCAUCGAUAGGUUCUGGCGGAGGAGGUGGGUCGAGUUCUAGUACGGGAAAGUUAAGGGUCGAGCUAGAUCUAGAACUUGAAAGGAAAAUUGCGACGUCUUUCGCCACUCGUCUCGUAAACAACAGACUUGGAUGAAGAAAUUAAGAUUCUUGCAUGUUUGAGACAGUUGCCACGUCGUAUUUCGACAGCUCCAAUUUUCAAACAAGCAAAUGGAACGAGUGCUGCUCCUGUAGGGGUCGAGCAAGUCGAACUCGAGGAGCGUGGGGGUGGAGGUGCGGCAAAGAACAAUGCGGGUGCUACGACUAGAGGCAAUUCAACGGGGAGUGGUUCCGGAUCGGGUGCUAAAAAGGGAACCGGAGCAGGCGCUGGUGCAGCUGCUUCUUCUACGACGAGAGGCAAUUCAUCAUCUUCAACUGGCGGAGCGGCAAGUACAGGUCGUACUCCUGCUAGUGCUGGGUCCGGUGCUCGACAGUCGCAGACGAACAACGGGAACACAACAAGAGGAGGCGGAGGCACUACAGCUGCUGUAGCAGGCGGAUCUGCAAAUCAAGGCAAUGGUGGAGAUCAAGAACAAGGAGAACCUCAGCAGGAAGAACCUCAGCAGAGAAGAAAACGAGUAUCAUUCGACCGAGAUGACGAUGGACAGUUGAAAAUGAGUCUCAACUUCAACCUAUCCUACAUAGGAAAAGGGGUCACUUUAUGGCAGAUUGAUGUUAUUGCUGGUUUUUGUGGGUCCUCAGUAGAAUGCUUGUUGUGUUGUUGUACCGUAGUUGUACUGUACUAGCCAGUAUAUUAUAGAUACUUGGCACACACUCACACAACAAGUACAAGAAGAAGAAGGAUGCACAAAAAGCCAUGAUCCCGAGUUCUAAUUCCUAUGGUUCUCUGCGUGGUGGGGCUGCUGAUUGUAGUGGCGAACAAGUCAGAUGGAAGUUUUAUUGUGGGGAUACUGUUUCUGCUUCUUGGAGUGCUCUUGGGGAUCGCAAUCUUCAAAGAGAAAAUAACAUCUGCACUCAAUCCUUCGAAGUGACUUUUACACCUACAACUGGUUCACAUGAUUAAUAACGCGCAUGAAAAUUGUACUAUAGUGGGAGGUAUAU
Molecule: messenger RNA, 1399 nt
Organism: Amoebophrya sp. A25
Lineage: Eukaryota; Dinophyceae; Syndiniales; Amoebophryaceae
Source: the annotation of a GenBank genome assembly